This is a messenger RNA of Trichobilharzia regenti, 2702 nucleotides long. The record is from the annotation of a GenBank genome assembly. Lineage: Eukaryota; Metazoa; Platyhelminthes; Trematoda; Strigeidida; Schistosomatidae.
UAGAACUCUGAGAAGCGGCAUUUGUGCUGUGUGCGUUAUACAAGGAGUUGGAGUCGUUAGGUGUUGUGUGUAACACAACUGCUUUUCUGUACAGUGUAAUUUGUAUAAAUCAAGGGAAUGUCAGCAAAAGGCAAAUCCCAAGAUGAAGUCGUUUCUAGCGAAGAGGUGAAGAAUCCAAAAACAAAUUCUUUUUAUGAUGAAGAGAACUCUGUGAAAUUGGAUGGAAGCGCUCAGGAUCUUCUGCAGUUCAGGGAAUACUGUGAAUUACUACGUGAAACAAUAAGAACUACUUGGCAGCGUAAAAAGUCACAAGAAAAAAUUUGCUCCUCACAGUUUGCUAGUCUGAUGGUGUCUUUAAAGGAGUUAAACAGAAGAACACAAUUUCGAAUUCGGAAGGCUCGAGAACUAACUCUAGAGAAUAAAAAUAAAGUGGAUCAGCUACAUUUGGGUCUGCAAAACCUUUUAUAUGAAGUCGCUCAUCUUGAAAAUGAAAUUCAAACUUGCUUAGAAUUCAGAUCUAGACAUGAAGAUAUAAAACUAAUUCCAGUAGAUGAAUUUUAUGAAAAAACCGGACGUAAAGUUGGAAGUUUGUCGGAACAUCAAGAAACAUUGGAACGUCUUUAUUGGGAACUUGAACAAAGAAAAGCUUUAUCUGAUUCGUGUGAUAAAUUAAAAAAUUCAGUUGAAUCUACAUCACAAACAAUUAAGAAUAAACGAAACUACUUAGCAAGCUUUGGACCGAAAUUAAAAGAUGUCAUUGAGAGCACUCUAAUUGUGCAAGAGCUGAUGGACUUACCAUUCACAAAAGAAAAUGAACAGUAUAAAUUGGCCUUCCUUUUGCCGUCACCAUUGUAUAUCCUGUAUUCGGUUUUAAAGUCAUAUAUAUCUAUGUCAGGGAAAGAAUCAGAGCUUUCUGUGUCUAUUGAUGGUGAUUCGGAACUGGCAAGAGCUGUUAAUCAGUCAUUGGAACAGUCAGACUUACAGUCUUCUCCACAAGAAGCUGAGGAUUCUGAUAUGGAAGACAGAGAAGGAAAUAAGAAGCGCAAAAAGAAGCGUCAUACGGGAGAAGAUCUAGAUGAGAUGGAUAAAGAAUCCACAACGGAGAAAACAAUUAAUCUGCAUCCAUUAACAGUUUCUUUGACAGUUAGCAUUCCUAAAAAAUCAGAUAUACCAGUAACUGAGAAUGGCUUUAGUGUAAAUUUGUCUUUUGCCUGGAUUCUGGAUUUGCAUUUAGUAACAGUUAGGUUACAGUUCCCUCAAGAUAAAUCUACUCCACUUUUGCGAUCAAAAACUGGAAACGAUCUGCUUAAUUCUGAACAACUCUUGUCUAAUUUGUCAUCGUCUUGUGAUCAGUUUGGCUUUGGUGACUUUAGUUCUGACAUGCCUAUUUUAUUCCUACCUGACUCACAAAAAUCUCUUUCAUGGAAUGCAUGUGAAUCUAUUGGACGACCAUAUUCCUGGGCUCAACAACUUUCAGGAAUAAAUUGCUUUCCAGAUCGGCUGCCUGAUAAUAAAUCUGAUGAGCAGUCUUCAUCAUUGAAAUCUAGUGAAACGGAGCAUUUUGGUGAAAUUGAAAAGUGGAUUAAAUCACUUCAGUCACGUAUUAUUGAUAGAUUGUAUCUUAUUGAAGAACUUGCAGAAAUUGAACGCUCCAACUUGGUCUUAUCACCUGAACAACAGCAACUAAUUCCUUCUGAAAUUGAUUUAGGUAUUAUUAAAUGGAAAAACUCAAACUAUGAUGCAUUACAGUUUGUUCCUCGUGCUCAGGUUAUGGUAUCUUUAAAUCUGGUCCGCCCUGAAGAUGCAAUUUUCCAAUGUUAUUUUGGAAAAAGUGAACAUUGUUUUGUUAACGUAUGGGUUUGUAUCCCACCUCAAUAUCCGCACAAAGCUCCACUUUUAAUUGUUGAUGGAUUAAUUUCAUAUCUUGGUUCUGUCGGUUCACGAAAUAUAGAAGAAACUGUAACUGAUUUAUGUGAUCUUCAUGUUCAGGAAUUAGAAACUGAAGUCAAUUGUUAUUGGCAUGAAUUCUUUAUAGCAUCUUUAGAUCAAAAUGUUGGAUUGGCAGUUGUCAAUCAUGCUGGAAAUCACAGUAGUAGUAAUAAUAAUGUUACAGACACUUCAUCAAAAGCUACUACUACCACCACUACUACUCAUAAUAAUAACAAUAACAACACGAACAAUAGUCAGUGUACUGAAUUAAAUAAAUGGUGUCGUAAUAUAUUAUCAUGUCAGUUAGCUCGAUGUGCUUCUUGUAUUGAUGCUCUAUGUCGAGAUCAAAUUAUGUGGAGGAAUUCAUUGAAAUCAAAUAAUAAUUCAUCUGUUCGUGGUGUCAAGUAUCCAACGAGAAGUCGGCCUCUUCGUUAUCUACCUACGCCAGGCGCUUUUGUUCAUCGUUAACACUCACUUGUGUAUGUAUGUCUUAAUACUGACUAUUUGGGUGUCUUUUUUUAUCCACGCUUUCGAAUAUUCUCUGUUUCCCUGUUACCCCACCUUUGUUGAUAACUGAUAACGUGUAAUGUAUACGCUUAUUUGUACAUAACGCAUAAUCUGGAGAUAGCUAAUGUAAUGGUUUUUUAAAAUAAAAAUGUUAGUUUUUUCUCUCUGAUUGCUGUGAAUUAUUUCACCUGUUAUUUUUUUUCAAAUACCUUUCGAUAGGCGAGGACGCUGAAAAAAUGCAGGGUCUUCUAAACACCUUGAGCUGC